This is a messenger RNA of Sinocyclocheilus anshuiensis, 5089 nucleotides long. RefSeq names its product DNA-directed RNA polymerase I subunit RPA1-like. Gene Ontology annotation, molecular function: DNA binding. Gene Ontology annotation, cellular component: RNA polymerase I complex. The coding region runs from base 227 to 4981 and encodes 1584 amino acids. The transcript has 32 exons. Gene Ontology annotation, biological process: DNA-templated transcription. Lineage: Eukaryota; Metazoa; Chordata; Actinopteri; Cypriniformes; Cyprinidae. The record is from RefSeq and is a predicted model, not a curated record.
UUCAGGUUUUAUAGUUUACUAGCUCAUAAUUAUUAUCUGCUAUUGUUUUAAAUGCCGACGUCCCUACUUCUCUCGCGUUUGUAGGUAUUGAAGCCUAAUGUAGCUGCGUGUUAUUUGGUCUCGUCCGCUCGCUCAGGACACGUUCCCACGCGCUACAGCGCCACAUGACGCACGCGGGGAAUACAGAGAGAUUUCUCUUCUGAUUUAUGUAUUUAUUUUUUGGAAAAUGCUGUUUUCAAAAGAAACACCAUGGAGGCGAUUAGAGGGCAUGUCGUUUGGCUUGUUCUCCGCCGAUGAAAUAAGGAAGCUGAGCGUGAAAAGUAUCACUAAUUCCCAGCUGUUGGAUAAUGUGGGCAAUGCCGCCGCUAACGGGCUGUAUGACCUGGCGCUGGGUCCAGCUGAUAACAAGGAGAUCUGCUCCACCUGCAUGCAAGACUACACCAGCUGUCCUGGCCACUUUGGUCUCGUAGAUCUGCCCCUUCCCGUCUACAACCCUAUGUUUUUUGAUAAAUUAUAUUUGCUCAUCCGGGGUUCAUGCCUGGGAUGCCAUAUGUUGAAGUGUCCCAGAGCGGCUGUUCAUUUACUGCUGGGCCAGCUGAAGCUCCUGGACGUGGGUGCGAUGAAGGAGGUGUAUGAGCUUGAGAACGUUCUCAGUCAGUUGGUGGAGGUCAAUGCUAAGCCGUCUGGAAUAGAAAUCCAAGAAGCUCUGGAGGCGUUCAUUACACCCAUUCUUAAAGCCAGUGACGACAAGCAGCACACUGCCCCUAUCAAACAUAUCUGUGAGAAAAAGUCCAGUCUCAUUAACAGUUUCUGGAGAGUAUACAUGGGCCCGAGGAAAUGUCCGAAUUGCAGAGCCAGUAGAGUGACUGUGCGCAGAGAACACAACAGCAAACUCAUCAUCAUACAUGGAUCAUCCACAGCAAGCACAGAAAAGGACGAUGAUUCACUGAUUACCAAACGUGGAUUCUUGACACCAAGUUUGCUACGCGAACACGUCAUCAAACUCUGGGAGAAAGAAGGUUUCUUCCUGAAGCAUCUGUUCUCAGGGUUUGACAUGAACAACUCAGAGAAAGGCUUCAGUCCUGAAGUUUUCUUUUUGGAGUUGCUUGUUGUUCCUCCAUGCAGGUACAGGCCUGUUAAUCGUUUGGGAGACCAGAUGUUCACCAACGGACAGACCGUGAACCUCCAGGCCGUGUUAAAGGAUAAUUUCAUCAUUCAGAAACUGCUUGCACUAAUCGCUGAUGAGAAGACCAACGCUACUGAAGACACACAGACAGAGAUGGAGCAGUCCAGUGAAUCUACAGAGAUCAGUCAGAAAGAUCAGACCUUCUUAACGGGAAUCCAAGGGCUGACUCUCACAGACAAGCUCUAUAACAUGUGGGUCCGCCUGCAGAGUCACGUCAACAUCGUGUUUGACAGCGACAUGGACAAACUGAUGACUGAGAAGUUCCCAGGCAUCCGUCAGCUCUUGGAGAAGAAAGAGGGUUUGUUCAGGAAACACAUGAUGGGAAAGCGUGUGGAUUACGCUGCACGCUCAGUCAUUUGUCCUGAUAUGUACAUCGGAACCAAUGAGAUUGGAAUACCAAUGGUUUUUGCUACCAAGUUGACGUACCCACAGCCGGUGACACCCUGGAACGUGAAGGAACUCCGGCAGGCAGUGCUGAAUGGACCCAGCAUCCACCCUGGAGCCUCCAUGGUCAUUAAUGAAGACGGGUCCCGAACCAUCCUCAGUAGCAGCAACCUGACCCAGAGAGAAGCCGUGGCCAAACAGCUCCUGACCCCCAGCACCGGCCAGCACAGGAUACCCAUGAAGAUUGUAAAUCGGCACAUCAUUAAUGGGGAUGUGCUGCUGUUAAACCGUCAGCCCACUCUCCACAGACCAUCAAUUCAGGCCCACUGUGCUCGCAUCCUGCCCGGAGAGAAAGUGCUCAGACUACAUUAUGCCAACUGUAAGGCCUACAACGCUGACUUUGAUGGUGACGAGAUGAACGCUCACUUCCCUCAGAGUGAGCUGGGCAGAGCUGAGGCCUACACGCUAGUGAGCACAGACCAGCAGUACUUAGUGCCUAAAGAUGGGAAGCCAUUGGCCGGCCUGAUUCAGGACCACAUGGUGUCUGGCGCCAGCAUGACCAUCCGUGGCUGUUUUUUCACACGGGAUCAGUACACUGCACUAGUCUACAGAGGCCUGACGGACAAGAUCGGCAGAGUGAAGCUCCUGCCUCCCGCUCUCUUUAAACCCUUGCCUCUCUGGACAGGAAAGCAGGUGGUGUCGACCCUUUUGCUGAAUGUCAUCCCAGAAAACAGCAUCCCUUUAAACUUGAUGGGAAAAGCAAAGAUUCCCAGUAAAGCCUGGGUGAAGGAACCUCCCAGAGCUGUUCCAGGAUACAAGCCGGAAACUAUGUGUGAAUCUCAGGUGGUCAUUCGUCAGGGAGAGCUCUUGCUGGGAGUUCUGGAUAAAGCCCACUAUGGCAGCUCAGCGUACGGUUUGGUCCACUGCUGCUACGAGCUCUACGGAGGAGAGACCAGUGGCAAACUGCUCAGCUGUCUGGCACGGCUCUUCACUGCCUACCUGCAGCUUUACCGCGGUUUCACCUUGGGUGUGGAAGACAUUCUAGUAAAAGAUGGAGCCAACAAACAGAGAAGGAAAAUUAUCCAAAAGUCAGUCACAUGUGGCUCCAAGGCUCUCCAGGCUGCGUUUAACCUGCUUGCGGCUGCUGGAGACACUGAAGCCAGAGAACGCUGGCAAGACGCACAUCUGAACACAGACCAGAGAGAUUUCAACAUGGUGGACCUGAAGUUUAAAGAAGAGGUCAAUCAAGUGAACAACAACAUCAACAAGGUGUGCAUGCCGCUGGGUCUCCACCGCUCCUUCCCAGAAAACAACCUACAGCUGAUGGUGCAGUCAGGAGCCAAGGGUUCAACUGUAAAUACUAUGCAGAUCUCCUGUUUAUUGGGUCAGAUUGAGCUGGAGGGUCGCCGGCCACCACUGAUGCCUUCUGGGAAGUCUCUGCCCUGCUUUCAGCCCUAUGAACCUCAGCCGCGAUCCGGAGGAUUCGUAACUGGCAGAUUCUUGACGGGGAUCAAACCUCCUGAGUUCUUUUUUCAUUGUAUGGCUGGUCGUGAAGGUCUUGUGGACACUGCUGUCAAAACCAGUCGAUCUGGUUAUUUGCAGAGGUGUGUGAUCAAGCAUCUAGAAGGUCUGGUGGUCCAGUAUGAUCUGACUGUGCGAGACAGUGAUGGAAGUGUGGUCCAGUUUCUUUAUGGAGAGGACGGCCUGGACAUCCCCAAGACCCAGUUCCUACAGCUGCAGCAGUUCCCUUUCAUCAAAGACAACUACGAGGUUAUCAGAAAGUCAAAGUGCUUGGAUGAAGUUCUGGCUAAAAUGGACCCAGAGGCAGCAUUUAAUCACUUUAAAGCCAUUAAGAGAUGGAAAGCCAAACAUGAGCGUGUUUCACCCAGAGACGGUGCCUUCCUGCUCUUCUCACAGAAGAAACUGAGCAAGUUGAAGUCUCAAAUCGAAGACCAGACACUGGCCAAUGGGAGAGAGCCAGCCACUCUACAGCUCUUGGAGAAUUGGAGAGCUCUGGAUGAGUCUGGCCAUAAGAAGUAUUUAAAGAAGACGUCUCAUUGUCCAGACCCGUGUCUGGGUCUUUACCGGCCGGACAUCUGCUUUGGUUCAGUGUCUGAGACCUUUGACUCCAUUGUUGAGUCCUACAUGGAUCAGUUCAAUGUCAAGCAGGAAUUUCAGACCUCCUCUGAAAUCAUUGACACGGAUAGAUUGAGGCAUCUCCUGCAGCUGAAGUGGCAGCGAUCUCUGUGUGACCCCGGAGAGGCCGUGGGUCUGCUGGCAGCUCAGAGCAUUGGCGAGCCGUCCACCCAAAUGACCCUCAACACCUUCCACUUCGCCGGCAGAGGAGAGAUGAAUGUCACAUUGGGUAUUCCAAGAUUAAGAGAAAUACUCAUGGUUGCGAGCUCUAACAUCAAAACCCCCAUGAUGAGCAUUCCAGUUCUGAUGAACAAGAAAGCCUUGAAACGUGUUAAGACGCUGCGGAAGAAGAUAACGCGUGUGUGUUUGUCAGAGAUCUCAAAUCUUAUUCAUGUAAAAUCCUGUGUCUGUGAUAUGACCCUUCAGGUAGACUAUGAGAGUGAGGAGGGAGAGGAGGCCAUCGAUGAGGAACUGGAGGAUGUGGUCGAGGGCGGACAGGAAGAGGCAGAUUCUCAGGAGAACUCUGAGGAAGGGUCUGGUGAAAGCCAACCAGCAGACCAGCCUCAGAGUCCUGUCAUUCCUGAAGAGCUCGAGGGAGCUUCACAGGACUCCAUGAGGAUCAGCACUGUGCUUCAGUUAAGCUCCGCCAUUGAGGACUACAAAUAUGACACCAAAAAUUGGCUAUGGUGUGAGCUAACUAUGGUCCUACCCCUCACUAAAGUGCACUUUGACCUCACGUCAGUGGUGGUGAAGCAGGCUCAGAACGCUGUCAUCAUGGAGACCAAGGGUAUCACGCGCUGCUUGUUAAAUGAAGUCACCAUAAAGGAGGGCAAAAAACAGAUGGUGCUCAACACAGAGGGCAUCAACAUGCAUGAGAUGUUCAAACAUGCUGAUAUCCUGGACUUGAACAGGUUAUACUCCAACGAGGUUCAUGCUAUGGCCAGCACGUACGGUAUUGAGGUGGCCCUCAGAGUCAUUGAGAAGGAGAUUAAAGAUGUGUUUGCUGUCUAUGGUAUUGAGGUGGACCCGCGCCAUCUCUCUCUAGUGGCUGACUACAUGUGUUUCGAGGGGGUGUACAAGCCUCUAAACAGAUUUGGCAUUCAAUCCAACAGCUCCCCGCUGCAACAGAUGACCUUUGAGACCAGUUACAAGUUUUUAAAGCAAGCCACGAUGCUGGGUUCUUAUGACAGACUCAGUUCGCCCUCAGCUUGCUUGGUUGUAGGAAAAGUUGUGAAAGGAGGAACCGGCCUCUUCGAUCUGAAACAGCCGUUAUAGUAAUGGACUGGGAUUGGAGAAUUCAUUUGCUCACUGUUAUGGACUGCAGAAUGACAAUGCAAUAUUUUUUUGUCUAUAACAUCAAUAAAUAUUUUCUUUUGACUUCUU